UCUUUGGUGGGGAUCUCCAAGGCCUGGAAGGCUGGAUCGGGGUCGAGGCUCCGGUGGCUGGGCUGAGAUGGGGACGUGGCAUGGCGCUCGGGCGGGGCAACCGGAUUCCUCCCCCGCUGCCCUUUGAAAAGGUUGCCAGCUUCCAGGUGGGGCCUGGAGAUCUCCCGGAAUUACAACUGAUUCCAGCCGACAGAGGUUGAGUUCUGCUGGACACCUGUCUCUUGGCUGGGGAAUUGGGAAUGAAGCAGACGGCAAUGGCGUGUGCUGCUUGAAGGUGCCUUCCCUGGACAGAGUCCUGUGCUGACGCCGUGGCGUGUCAUAGCCAAAAAGGUCACUGCGGUUAAGAAAAAGAGGGCAAGCCUUUGGGGUUUAUUGAGGAGGGUCUGAAACCUCUCUCUAGAGCAAUGGCUGAGCAGGUGGAACCGAAAUCCGAGCUGGACCAGAUGGUGUGGCAGCCAUACGCCCGGACGACGGCGCUCCAUUCCCAGCUGGGCUUGGAGGUGAAACUGGGUUCGCUGGUGCUAUUGCUGAUGGUGACGCUUCUUUGUGGGUUCUUGCCUAUGUGGGUCUUCCAUCGGCCAGGAACCACAACCAGCUCAUCAGCGACUCGGAAUAAAGUAUUAAGUCUGGUGAGCUGUUUUGCCGGCGGCGUCUUCCUGGCUACCUGUCUCCUGGAUUUGAUUCCCGAUUACCUCAGCAGCAUCAACGAGGCCCUGGCUAAUUUGGGAAUCACGCUCUUCUUCCCCCUACAAGAGUUUAUCCUGGCCAUGGGGUUUUUCCUGGUUCUUAUCAUGGAGCAGAUUGUCCUGGCGUACAAGGACCCGUCGGGCUCCCUGGAGGAGACGCAAGCCCUGCUUGGCUCCGCUUCGCAUAACUCCGCCACCAUCCAAGACCAGGGCUGGCCGGAUGGACCUCUGCAGCGGCAGGUGCCCCGGGACAGCCCGAUCGGGGAGCGCCCCCACCUCCACGUGGAUUUCAACUCCCACUCGGCCAUCCGCUGCUUCGUGCUUCUGCUGGCCCUCUCCCUGCACUCCGUCUUCGAGGGGCUGGCCGUGGGGCUGCAGGAGGAGAGCGCCCAGGCCCUGGAGAUCUGUUUGGCCUUGCUGAUCCACAAGGGCGCCAUCGCUUUCAGCCUCAGCUUUAAGCUGCUCCAGAGCCGGCUGCGGCCCCGAGUGGUGGCUGCGUGCCUGGUUCUCUUCUCCAUCAUGUCCCCCUUGGGCAUCGGGCUGGGCGUGGUUCUGACGGAGACCCCUGUGGCUGUGCUCCACGGCCUGUCCCGCAGCGUGCUGGAAGGGCUGGCGGCUGGCACGUUCGUCUACAUCACCUUCUUGGAGAUUCUGCCCCACGAGCUCAGCUCCUCUGAGCAACGGAUCCUCAAAGUUAUCCUCCUCCUGGCUGGGUUCGCAGUUGUCACCAGCAUUCUGUUUAUUAAGAUCUGAGGACUAGGGGUUGGGGGACGGGAGGAUCAUUUCACCAGCUUGGGAAAUGGGCAGGAGAGAAAUAAGGAGCCAUCCCCAUAUAUCAUGGGAUGAGCGAAAAACCCUCUCUGUUCUAGUUAACCUGUUCCAAGAGUUCCCCGAGAGCCCCUUAAAUAUUUUCACCCAGAAGCAAAACUUGGACUGAACUCUCUUUCUCUCCUUUGGAGAUUGCCCUGAAUACGGUUUUUCUCAAAACUGCCUGACUUGAUCAUUUUCGAUCUACCUUCAAACGGUGCCACCAGCUCCCUCAUUCCAAAAGUCCAGUGAGAUCGCACAACCCCGGGUCCAUCUUCCCUGAUGUGGCUGUGUCAUGUUAUCUCACUCCUGUGGGCAAAGCACAAAGCUGUUGUGUGUCUCAUUCAGAACAGAAAUUCGGCCAGGGUGGGUUGAAUUUUGCCUGCUCUUGGCUGGCUUUAGGAAUUAAUCAGGGCUCAGAUUUUGAAACCACCUCUGGUGGUUUCAUUGGGUAAGGGGACAGGGAAAGGUAAGAGGGCUUUCUUCCUCUUUGAAAUGUGAUUUUUGGUGCCAAAACGCUGGGGCUGUUCCCAUCUCCAGUUCUGCUUCCUUGCCUUAAUCUCUUUGGGUGCCUUGAAUAUCUUUGUGUUGGUUUUUUGAAAGGGCUCCAACUCCCCCACCCACCACGUUGCAGGAGAGAUGGGUUAAGAGAAACCAUUUGGUAAAGACGCUCUUGCGGAAGUAUUUUGGGACCAGUGUUCUUCCUCCCUCACCAGCUUGGUAGUUGUGUGUAUGUGGGGUGGACCUCUGCCAAUUUCAGUAUUACGUGCCAAGCGUUCCCUCAACCCCGAUCCUCGGCUUUACGUGAGCUUCUGUGAAGUUCUAAAGGGGGAAUUCACACGUUCGGGUGCUCUCGUAGUGCACGGUGGCUUCUGGACCGACAGAACACGUGCCUCAGAAACGGGAGACGGUUUCACACAGGACCUGCAGCGUUGUAUGCACAAGUAUGAAUUUAGUAAUAACCCUGGUUUGUGAAAAUCUGGAUUCUGUCAUUAACUUGCGUGAUCCAGAGAGAAUCCCUUGGGCAUUAUCUCUCAUUUAUGUACUUGUGCUGGACAAACUGAAUUCCAUUUUUUUUAAAUUAGUCAAUACAGAGAUCUGUCACUCCAAAUAGAGGUAAUUCUGAGCUAUAUAUAUAUUGCAUUCAGAGUAGUGUACUUCACAUGCUAGCAGAUCCUGGAAAAAUAAAUCAGAAACCUGAUCUCACGGGUCCUUUGUAAACAAAAAUGUAAUCAUGGUUGGUACUAACCAUGGUUAAAGACAACAAGUAGGUGUGCAUGCUUUCUAGCUGGAAAGACUUGCACUGUUGAAAUCAUAACAUAGAACACUGAGCAUUUGGGAUAUUCCCAGGGCCGGCGUGCCCAUUGAGGCCAGGUAGGCGGUGGCCUCAGGCGCAGGGUGCCAGAGGGAGCACUGGAGGAGGUGGGGGGGGGAGCGCACGCCACAGAGCUGCAGCCUCCUAUCCCUCCUGCACCGCCGCCACCAGCACACGCCCCCGGCUGGGCGCAGCUGCCAUGGGCAGGCAUCUGCAGCAGUGCAGGCAACCGAGUGGGAGAGCUUGGAGUCCACCCGUGCACCGUCAGAGCCGCCCGCUGCAGCGAUUGGGCCAGCGGUGGCGUGCGCGCUCCCGUGAUGAUGACGUGUGUGCCGUCAUCAUGUAGGCCGGAGCGCUUGCAAGCGCGCAGGGGAGUGCCUGGCCGGCCGCAAAUACCAUAAACCCUUGCACCGCCGCUGGAUAUCCCCCUGGCAUUAAUGCAACCAUUUAACCAUGGUUAAAUGUUAAGCUUCCAAAUGCUCAGCGUAUCAAGCCAUGAUUUUGCCAGUGCCAGUCUUUUGAGGUGGCUGAGUUGUGUAGACCUGCCUGUCAAUUUCAGAUCUGUUUGUUGCCUUCAGCCUGUGUUGGCACUACCCAUGGUUUGCCACAUUAACCCUGGUUAAGAUCCCAAGCUGUGCCAUGGUUUUGAUUGUGCAAGUCCUUCCUACAAGAGGGUCUGUGUAAGCAAAGUAAUUUGCUUAACUGUGGUUUGUUUGGUCCAGGUCUGAUGCAUUAAUGAUGAAUAAUGCAAACAGCGGACUGUAAACUAAACCGUGGUUUCACAUCCUGAUUUGUAGCUGAUCCUUAACCAUGGUCCAGGUUAAUGCCUUUACAACUAGGCAAAAUAUCAUGUCUUUAUCCUGCUCUUCCUCCAAGGACCUCACAAGAGUGUAAAUCGUUCCCUCCUCCACUUUAUAAUCACAACAACCUUGUGGGGUGGGUUAAACUGCCAACAUGCUGUCUACAGCCUUUAGUGUUUCCAUCUUGCAUGAUGAAUGAUAUUCACCAGCAGUUCAUGUGUCUGAAUUUCCUUUGCUUUUUUUCUUGCCUUGGUUUAAGUUCUGGAUGGUUUACGGACUCAUGUAUUGUUCCAAGCAUUGACGUAGCCCUUGCUUUGGGUAGUCAGACUUCGGAAAAGUUGCAGUUGCUGUUGUAAGAGUGGAUGAAGAAUAGGUGUUAUUCGGCCUAAGGUACAGAGUUUUUCACUGCAAACAGAGAUCAGCCCAUUUCUCAAGCUGGGCAUUUUGAAUGCAUUUUGGGUUAUUUGAAUCCCUGUACCUGCAUUUCUUUCUCCAACCCAUUUCCUGGGGUUUUUUGUGGAGUUUUUUAAGGGGUUGGGGAUUUUUUUGCUGUUAGAGUUCAUUGAGAGAUUUUCAUUUAUGCGUUCCCUAGAAAAUUCUCUCAUCUGGAAGCUUGAAAGAAAAGCGUUUUAUUAUUCAGAGGCGACAUCAAUGUAUCUUUUAUUAGUGUUAUUAAAUAAACUUGGUGUAGCCUUUUAAGCAGCGAACCUUCAAAAGAGCUGUCUCCCAGCAGUCAAGCAUAAGUUUUCUGGGCCUGUUAACAAAGGCACGGUGUCUGCCCCCAUCCCAUAAAAAAUAUUUUUGAAAUUGUAGCAAUAGCCCCCGCUCCCCGAGUUGUAGUAAAAUAUACUCAUUCUCUGGGGUCUUGGAACAAGUUCAGCGCUCCCUAGCGGAGUGGGAAGUGAACGGAAUGUGAGAAUUUGGGGACAGCCAAAAGGAAGCGCUCCUUCACUCGCAGUAGCUUGUAGCCACUAGUUUCGGUUGACUUGAAAAGGGGAUUAGACAGAUCCAUGGAGAAGAAGUCCGUCGACUGCUGUUGAUCGCGAGGAUGGAAUGGAACCUUCAUGUUCAAGAGCAGUGUAUCUUUGAACAUCAGUGGUGACAGAGGGAGGCUUUGACCUCUCAGCCCUUGCUUGUAUGCCCCCUAAGGACAUCUGGUUGGCCACGACAGGAUCCUAAACAAGAGAGAACAUUGGUCUAGAAUGGUUCCUCUUUUAAGGAAGAUUACUGGCGGUUCAGGGGUCAUGGUUGUCUUCCAGGGAAGUUGGUCUUGAUUCAUUUAUAUCUCACUUCUCCCCCCGCUUGGGGACCCAGCGCAGCUUACGAUACAAAAAAGGAGGACCAAAAAACCUGAACAGAAACAGCCAAAACAGGAGAAGCGGGGCCAAAAACCAUUCACCCUCUCCAAAAUAGUAGAGUUCAGUAGGGCCUUUUAAGAUGAGCCAACUUGAUUGUGGCGUAAGCUUUCGAGAACCACAGCUGUCUUUGUCAGAUGCAUCUGACGAAGAGAGCUGUGGUUCUCGAAAGCUUAUGCCACGAUCAAGUUGGUUCGUCUUAAAGGUGCUACCUCACUUUUUAAUAUUUUGCUACUACAGACUAACACGGCUAACUCCUGGAUCUAUCACCUGCUCCAGGAAUAUCUCCAUGAUUUGAUCUUGACGCACGAGAGAGAUGGGAGUUUGGGGCUAGUUUGUAGAAUCAUUUCUUUGCUGGUUUCUUUUGGAGCUGCCCUUUAUGGCUCUCUCUGUAUCUUUGCAGUGGUUUUUUAAGGGGGUUGUGAUGGGGGCGUGGGCUCGGGCACUGUCGGCUGGCAGAAUUUGCUGUGUGUGAAGCGUCACGUGCCCUGCUUUGGUUUCCUCACCAGCUGAAAAAACACAGAUGUAUCGUAGCGUGCCAAAGCUGCUAAUGACAUGAACCAAAUAAAAGGCUUGUGCUCCA
Molecule: messenger RNA, 5546 nt
Organism: Eublepharis macularius
Lineage: Eukaryota; Metazoa; Chordata; Lepidosauria; Squamata; Eublepharidae
Gene: SLC39A1
Product: solute carrier family 39 member 1
Exons: 4
Coding region: 405-1439 (344 amino acids)
Biological process (GO): zinc ion transmembrane transport
Cellular component (GO): plasma membrane
Molecular function (GO): zinc ion transmembrane transporter activity
Source: RefSeq, a predicted model, not a curated record